AUGUUCAAUGCCUUUAAUGUCAUUUGCUGUAACAAUGAUGUGAUCCACAUAAAUUAGGAGGAGGAUAAUACCUGAGGAUGAUCUUUUUAAAAAUAGGGAGUAGAGUAAACAAUCGAAUUUCUCAAACCAUGCCCUAGGAGCUUGCUUGAGUCCAGAAUUCACUCUUUUUAAUUUGUAGAUAUGCGAUGUGGUCGUAAGGGAUCUUCAAAUCCUUUGGGUUGUUGCAUGGACACUUCUUCUUUCAAAUCACCAUGAAGGAACACAUUUAUCACAUCAAGUUGAUGGAGUUUCCAAUUAAACAUAGAUGACAGAGCCAUAACGCAUCGAAUAGUGAGUGCCUUUACAAUUGGACUGAAGGUUUCAUCAUAAUCAAUGUCUUAUUCUUGACUAAACCCCUUGGCCACUAGUCUAGACUUCAACCUUUCAACUAAGCCAUUUGAUCUGACCUUAACUUCGUACACCCAUUUUGAGCUCACAACAUUUUGCCUGGAGGCAAUGGCACUAAUUCCCAGUUGCAUGAAAAGGUGUGUAUGCUUUUGCUCUUGUAAAAGCAUGAAUAUCAGCUGGUUUCCUUCGAGAAAUGGCCAAAGCUGAAGAGAGAGCUAAAUGCAAACUAGGCGAUCGGGCAACUAGUGAUGUUAUAGUGAGGUUGAGGACCAGAGAGGGAACAGAUACUUGGUUCUACUGUCACUCUCACAUUCUUAUUCAAAAGAGCCAGUUCUUUGCGGAUAAGCUUUCCAAUAAGUGCCCAACUCAUCGACUUCUUGACUCCCGUAACUGGGUCGAAGUCUACUAUUCUUUGCCUGACCACAGCGAUUAUGUCAACCUACUUAAGUUGCUUUAUCUCCCCGAUGAAUUGGUUCCCGUAACGUGGAACUGUGUGAAAUCUGCACUUGGAUCUUUCCGGGCCGCCAUUGCUCUUGGUUGUAAAGGAAUCAGCCAGCACUGUGUGAAUUACUUAGAGGCCAUUCCUUGGGAGUCUUACGAGGAGGAAGAAAUACUCCAAGCUCUUCCAAUCCUUGGUGUGGCAGCCAUGCCCAUUUUAGCGAGGCUCGAGCCUGUGGACCCGACUGCUGUUAAAAAUGUCUUUCUCUCCGCCAUCCAUUUUGCCACUUCCACCAACAAGAUGUGCGAUUCUUUCCCUGAUGAUUUGAAGGCUUCAGCUCAGGAACAAGUGGAAUACAUGCUGGUUGAGGAUGAGGAUGCACCAUUGGUGAUAGCAGACAAUAACGUGAAGUGUGAGGUGAGAGAAUGUGUCAUUAAGCUCUUUUCGGUGUUCAAAGCUCAGCUGGCCUUGCUCUUAUCUGAGCCUGAGGGCUCAAUCGAGGGAGUUGAGAAGCAGGUCUUGGAGACCUUAUCAGACCUCGAAUGGAUAUGUUAUAUACUUCCGAAGAUGGAGCUGAUGAAAGAGUUCGUCCAUAACUGGGAUGCCAUUACUGACAAUGUUUUGGGAGUGGUUCAGGACAAGAAGUUCGCAUCAACCAUGUGGGGGGUGAAAUCCAAGCUUGUGGAGGUGACCGGGAAGGUUUUGGAGGCUGUUGGUUAUGGGAAUGUGGUAUCUCCUCCACCCAUUCGGGUGCAUCUAUUGAAAGCGUGGCUUCCAUAUAUAAGGAAGAUGAAGUCUCUAUUGGAUUUGCAGUGUGGGCAUGAGAAGGGUCCUUUUAAGAUGGAUCCUGACCUUUGCCAGAGUAUUGAGGCAGCGAUUGUUUCUUUGGUGUUGGCGUUGCCUUCGAGUGAUCAGGGUGAGAUUUUGGCGGAUUGGUUGGAAGACGAGCAGGUGAGGUUUCCCGAUCUCAGCGAGGCAUUUGAGGUGUGGUGUUACAGAACUAAGGCUGCAAAGAGAAGAUUGGUGGUGGGUGUGGAUGGAGUUGCCAAUUCCACUAUAAGUCAUUGAUGAACCUUUUUAUUUAUUUAUUUUCCCUAUAAUUUCAAUGAAAGAUGUAUCCAUGAUAACACAACAGGCUGGAAUUGGCUUUAGCAUCUUCGUUGCAAUUUAUAUUGCCUCCCUCUCUGAGAGUGAGCACAUUUGGUUUUAAUUUAUUGCAAUGCUCCUACUUUGAUCCGGCA
This is a messenger RNA of Amborella trichopoda, 2067 nucleotides long. The record is from RefSeq and is a predicted model, not a curated record. Lineage: Eukaryota; Viridiplantae; Streptophyta; Magnoliopsida; Amborellales; Amborellaceae.